Molecule: messenger RNA, 315 nt
Organism: Rhizophagus irregularis DAOM 181602=DAOM 197198
Lineage: Eukaryota; Fungi; Glomeromycota; Glomeromycetes; Glomerales; Glomeraceae
Source: RefSeq, a predicted model, not a curated record
AUGUUAAAAUCCCAUAUUAUUCCAGGAAAACUUGUUGCAACUGGUAGUAUUGUGCCAGAACUUCAUUAUGAUCUAUAUUUACGUAAUUGGUGGAUUUUUUCUAAAGAAAAAACUCAAGAAAAACAAACAUAUUAUCCUAUUCCUUUACGUUUAGGACUUGAAAUUAUAAUCCAACUUAAUAAUAACCCAUUUAUUAUACAUAUAGUUCGUAAUGUUCAUAGUUCUCUACAACCUGGCUAUAUUUGUAAAGGAAAAAGACAAAGUAGUGGUAUUAAUACAAGUGCUUCCACAGUGUUAACCGAUUCGGUAUGUUGA